AUCCACGCUGAUACAGAUCGUAUUGAGGACGCUUCUGGUCUACUACAGGCGGAUUUUGCCAAUUGCAGAGUUGGUGGUGGCGCGCUGUCUAGUGGUUGCGUUCAGGAAGAAAUACGGUUCAUGAUUUGCCCCGAGCUUAUUCUUUCCAUCUUAGUGGGAGCCGUUGACCCCUUGGCCGACUACGAAUCCAUGUACAUACAUGGCGCUAUACAAUUCACGGACUAUACAGGUUAUGCUUCCUCAUUUUCAUGCAGCGGUUAUGUAGAUAAAGUCGCAGCACAACAGUCUGACUGUUUGAUUGUCAUGGAUGCUCUCCAUUUCGGCCGAGAUCCGGUCAAUCAAUCGACGCAAUAUGAUCCGAAACACAUACUGCGAGAAGUGAAUAAGUGUCAUAUCGCUGUAACGGCUCCUGGCUUGCCCGAAGGCGUGGCUCUGGCAACGGGCAACUGGGGCUGUGGUGUAUUCGGUGGUGACCCUCAGUUAAAAAGCAUCUUACAGUGGCUGGCCUGUUCGGUUGCUGGACGAGACAUGAACUACUUUCCCUAUGGUGACUCGAGAGUGGCCGAGUUGGAUCGAGUGGCCCUCGUGGCGGAACAGGAAGGGUGGACUGUGGGGGACCUAGCAGCCAAGAUCCUCUUGUAUGUGGCCAACUGGGGGAUAAGUUCCAAGACUCAGACUUUCAGCAUCUUUGUUCCACUUACUGUGAGACUUAGCGGAGAAUCCCUAUGA
Molecule: messenger RNA, 729 nt
Organism: Perkinsus marinus ATCC 50983
Lineage: Eukaryota; Perkinsozoa; Perkinsida; Perkinsidae
Exons: 5
Biological process (GO): regulation of DNA repair; carbohydrate metabolic process; nucleotide-sugar metabolic process
Cellular component (GO): cytoplasm; nucleus
Molecular function (GO): poly(ADP-ribose) glycohydrolase activity
Source: RefSeq, a predicted model, not a curated record